Macrobrachium nipponense is the source of this 12365-nucleotide messenger RNA. RefSeq lists its product as uncharacterized. Bases 265 to 11916 code for a protein of 3883 amino acids. Gene Ontology annotation, cellular component: nucleus. Gene Ontology annotation, biological process: protein ubiquitination; ubiquitin-dependent protein catabolic process; regulation of mRNA splicing, via spliceosome. Gene Ontology annotation, molecular function: ubiquitin protein ligase activity; RNA binding. The record is from RefSeq and is a predicted model, not a curated record. NCBI's taxonomy places the organism in Eukaryota, Metazoa, Arthropoda, Malacostraca, Decapoda, Palaemonidae. The transcript has 13 exons.
GCCGCGUUCAGACACCGAGUAAAAUUAGAUAACACCCCUCGGUCACCAGGAAUAUUAAUAUUAUUCUCCCGUGAUUCUAGUGCUUAAAUACUUUGCUAAAUUGAUACGUGGAUUCAUUUAUCGAAGUAAAACAAACGAAAGUCACACUAGCGCCGAGAUGUACCGUAGACAGAUGCUUUGUUGUGGGUACAUGACAUCGCAUGAACGCGCCGCAGAACUACGCCAUCUUGUCAGCAGGGUUUGGGGAGAAAGCGCUGCUACGUUAUGGACUUACUGAAAGGAUUUACAACUCUUGAUGAAGUAGGAGACGACUCACAAGUAAGGAAACAAAAUUUCAAGCCAUCAACAGCAGCAGAAGAAAUAGAUUAUUUAAACAUCAUUCUUGCAAAUAUAGAAAAACAAAAUGAAAUUGAUAAACCUAAAGUUGAAUUGUUAAACCAUGCCAGAGAUAAAGAUGAUGAUACAUUGAUGCAAAAUGGGCGUUCUGAUGUGGAAGGGUCUUCUAAUACAGAAACAAAAGAGGAGUUGUCCCAUGCGGAUGAUAUCUUGACUCAAGCUAGGAGGAGGAGGAGGGAUCAGCACAUAUUGCAUAGGUGUAAUAAUAAUGUAGGAGAGACUAUAAAUGGCCAUGUUGUACAUACCGGACUUAGCACUGAACCCACCACUCGUGUGAUAGUAAACCCUAGUUCUACUUCUGCUAGUAAUCUGGAAUCAGAUUGUAAUUGUAGUCAGACAUCUUUAAGUGCUGAUCUUGAUGAGGAUUUGGAAAUUAAUAAUGUAGGAGCAAUCAGUUUGGCAGUUCUUAAUGAUGGUGACGAAGAGGCUGGGAGCUCAGAGCUAAGCCCCAGUACGGCUUUGGAUGCCAGCUUUGUUAUUCCAUUUAGUUCAGGGGUUGAUGAGAGUCGAGGUGGUGUGCUUGAGUCUGGAUAUGAUCCAGCAAGGGACACUUCAUGUGGUUGUCUUUCAGGUGAUGAAACUACGGCGGUAGUCAGCGAAAGUAGAACUUCCAGCGAAGAAACUGUGUCAUCUAAUAUAGUCUUAGGUGGCAUACAUGAUCUUUUGGCUUGUAAUGAAGAGGAAGAUCGGUUAGCUGCGUGUGAUGAAAGCUGUGAUCAGUCCACAGUCUGUGAUGAUUCAGCAGAACAGUCAUCAGUCUUUGAAGAAUCCUUAGAUCAUACUGAAGUGUGUGAAGAGAGUUUUAAUAAUUCAGAGAAUUGUAAGGAGUAUAGCACAUGUGAAAUUUCUUGUUCUCAACCUCAGGACAAAGAAGCUGAAGAAAGGAGCUUUGUUGAUCUCUCAAUAGUAAAGUCUGAACCUUUAGAUCUAGAUCCAGGGGAGGACUUUGACUUUGGAGGGUUUAUUAAUGACCCAGCUGAAGAUUUCCGUAUAAAAGAGGAGCCAAGAUUUGAAGAGGAAACACAAGAGUACCCCCUUGUAUUUAACCCUGGCUUCCAGACAGAUGGCAUAUUUGGAAUAAAACUGGAAGAAUCGGUACCACCUGAACUGUUUGUUCCUGAACAAAGAUUCCUUGUUAAAGAUAAGUUUUAUAGUAAGGAACAAGUUACUGCUGCCUACAUGAUAUCUCAGUCAACACUAUCUUCAAGUAUCAACAUGGCAAUGUUUAGUGAUCUUGGUAAAACUAAUCCAGUCCUUCGACUGGAUUAUCUUGAGGACAUGAUUAAGAAACCAGAAAUGCUGGUAUUGGAAGAUGCUGAAAUUAUAAAAUUAUUUGUCAAGAAUUUUGGUUCCAAUUUGGAGGACUGGAAAGUGAGACAUAAAUUUCCAAAAGUAACUGCACGAAAGCACACUGAUAAAAGAAAAAAAGCUAAGAAAGACACAAAAGAGAGAAAACGAAAAGAUAAAUUGACCCCAAAACUUGAAAAAUGUAAUGUAUCAGAAGAAUCUGAUUUUUGUGGUGGUGAAGGGGUAGAUGUAAAGAGAAAACACAAAGAAUUUAAGAAAUCUAAUAAAGGAUUACAAAGUUUAAAGGAAAGUAAGGAUAAAAAAAGUAAAAAGAGAAGCAAAAGUAGUUGUACAAUUGAUAGCUCUGAUACUGAAAAAAGGAAAAGAAAGAAAAAGUCUAAAGCUUUCUCAAAAGAAAUUAUUGACAGUGAUAGUUCAGAUAGUGACUCCCAGCCAAAGAAAAGGAAAGUGGACAUUUCAAGUGUUUAUAGCUCUGAUGAGGAAAAAGACAGGACAGAAGUGAAAAAUAAUAAUGAAAAUGAGAAGGGUGUAAAGGUUGAUUCUCAGGGAAACAAUACAGACAGCUGUACAAUUGGAAAGAAAUUAAAAUCAGAUUCUGUAAGAGAAUCUGAUCAAGGAGCAAAUGAUGGAAAAGGAGUUGCACAUCUUCAAAUCAAGGAAUUGCCUGAGGAAGGGAAAGUUUGUCCGGAUAUCAAGGAUGAAAUUACUGACAAAAAUUCAAAGAAAUUUGAAAGUGAAAGUGUUGUUAGUGGCAAGCAGUCUCAGAAAUCUGUUGUCACCACCAGUUGUGAUGGUAGCAAUAGUAGGUCUGCUAAUAGUGAAGCAGAAAACAAAUUUACAGGGAAGGUUUCCCAUAUUUCAAAUUCAGAAACAUCUAGUAAUGCCAUAAGUGAUGUAGGGCACUUGAAAGUGAUGGACGUGUCAAAGACGGAUAGAGAUGCCACAGAAAGAGUGAACGAUAACAGUGCAGUUACUUCAGAUAGAGAAAAAGAUUUCCAAGGUACAGGUGUGAAAGAAAAAAAUGAAAUAAUUGUGGGAGUGAGUGGAAGUGAUUUUGAGAAAUCAGACUCAAAUCUUAAUGAAAAGGGAGACUUCACUCAACUUACAGAAAGAGGUGAAACAGUGGUUAAAAAGAAAGAAAAUGAAGGACCCCUGCUUGAUAAAAAUCAAUUGGAUAGUGUACAGAAAAACGGUGGACAGGCAGUGGAUGUGUGUGAAGGUUUAAAGUUUGAAAAUUAUGAAGAAACCAAAGACUAUACCAGUACUGGUGAUAAAGCUAUUUUAGGAAAUGGAGAAAUUAGGACAGGUGUUGUAAGAGACGUGGAAUGUGAUGAAAGUAAGACAAGUGCAUACAAAGUUACAAAAGUUUGUGAAAGUGAUUUAGGUAUUGGUACAGUUACGGGUGUUAAUAUUGAACAUGUGUUAGAAAGUGUGGUUGUUAAUAAAUUGGACGAUGUGAAACAUAGUGAGCUUGUAGAUAAAAUUCAUAUUGUUAAGAUGUCAAAUGAACAGUGGGAAAGGAAAAAUGAACUUUCCAAAGAGAAAGAGGAGAGUGAGUUGAUAAUUCCUCCUAAUUCAUAUAAGCCUUGUGUCGUGCGGUUAGAUGAUUUAAUUUUAGACAAGAAUUUUCACAAGGUUGUGAAAAGGGGCUUGAAGAAAUUAGGGCUGAAACCUAAGAAUCGAAUACAGCAUCAUUCACCUUUGAAGUUGCUGGAAAAUGACCUUUCAGAUGACCAGGAAGAAAGAUCAGAUUACAGAAGGGGCGAACUGGAUAAAUUGGGUAAAUUAAAGGAGUGUGGUAAAGAAAAGGAAGAUAAAAAAGCUGAGAAAAAAAUGAAAGAACUGAGAGAGGCAGAAUUCAAGAGGAAGAAGGUUGAUUUAGGGAAAGACAGGCGAUCUUUGAAGGAGCUUAGUGAAGAAAGGGUACGUAGGCAGCUUGAGAAGUGCGAAAGGAGAACGGAAAAGGAGAAGUUGCGACAGACAAAAGAAGAACAGAAUGCGCAGAAAUUGCAGUUUCCUUCCAUCGGCACAUCAUUCAAAAUCCCCAAAAGGACUUCUUCAACUGCUAGUUGUCUGCAAGAAUUACGACAGAAAGUUAAUGCCAUGGGUGGUUCAGUUGUUACAAAACGGGAAGAUAUGAAGAAACAGGAGAAGAAGUCAAUGUAUUCUUCUAAUAAGACAUUUUUAAACAGGAGAGGUGAGAGAAAAAGAGAGCAGCAGGUAGACAGUAGGAGGGAGGAAGUGGAUGAGAGGAUGAAGGAGCAACCAGGAGAAGAAAGGAGAAGAGAACACGAGGAAAUUAAGAGGGAACAAAAGGGAAGACCACCUAGAGAAAUUCAGGACAAAGAGACUCGUGAAACCAGGACUGAUAUGGUUGAUAACGACACAAAAGAGAACCUGAAAAAAGAAGAUAGUCUUCAAAGUAAGUGGGAUAGAGAAGAUAACUUAGAGAAGCAUCAUGUGUGGAAAGUUGAUCCAUCUACUGGCUUGAAAAGACCUCCAUCACCACCUGCCUCCCCUGUUGUGGGUGGAGGUUGGAUGCCAGCUUGGUCUGAUGGAAAUGAAGAUAUGGUUGGUGGGGUUAGCCCUUCUGAUUCAUACGGAAGUCUUCAUGAGGAAGUGAGAGAGCCAGAAGUAAAGAAAGUCAGUGAAACUGAGAAACCAAGUUUGUUGGAUUGGGUACAUGGCUUAUUUGAAGACCACCAGAAGUCUGAUAAUGAAGAUAAGCCAAGUUUAAUGAGUUUCGUUAAUGAAUUAUAUGGGGAAAAUGCUGAAAAGGUGAAUGAUGCUAAAGAAGAUAGUAGAGACGACACUAUGUUUCAUGAAACGCUUAAGUCUCCAGGAAACCAUGAGUCAGAAAGAGAAAGGCCAAGCAUGUUUGAAGAGUUGGAAGCUCUGACAUCAUCAGAUGUCUUGAAUUCAGAUAAGGAAUGCUCUUCAACAGAAUGGAAAGAGAGGGCAUUAUUCCUGAAAAUUGCUGCCAUGGAUAAGGAAAAAGAGCUCUCAGAGGCAGCUAGAGUAGGAUCUGAGGAAGAGACUGUGGGUAAAGUAGAAAACUUGAAUCAGGAGCACUUGUCUCCUCCUCUCUUGGAAGGAAAAACAUCUCUAUCAGAUCCCUUACCCAUGGAUGGGAAAGAAAUUUCUCAUCACAGUGGUGAAGACAAGUCUCUCUUAUUCGCCAAAAGAAAAAAGGAGAUUUCUUUAUGUUCAUACAAACAGAAAGUGGAAGUACCUGGAGAAUUGAAUAAAGGGUCUUCAAAAGUGAAGGAGACUUCAGAAGAUGAUAAGAAAGAAUCUAAUGUAGAAACUCCUGCAGUAAGUGUUAUAGAACGGCAGCAAGGUCAAGAAUCUUCCUGUCGAUUUGCCUCUGAUGUUCCCUCCCCAUCUGAUUCGGUUAGUAGGAUGUCAAAGGUAGAUUCAGCUAAAGAUCCAGCAAAAGAUCCAGCUUCAUCAAAAGAAACUUUAAAGUCAAAGGAUGGGUUAAGUGAAAGGGAAUCAAAACUACAAGACAUGGAUGAGGAUGAUAUUUUAAAAGGUAAAUUAGAUUACAGUAACUUGGACCGAAGACAAAAAGUGAAACUUUAUGAAAAGAGAAAGAAGGCAUAUUAUGAGGUGAAGAAAAAGUUCAUGAAGGAGAAGAGUGAACUUACUUCACAUCAGCAGAAGAGAGCCAGAUUUGAAGAGUGUGAACGUCGUAAAAAAGAGUAUUAUGACUUGAAAGUUCACUUAUAUGAAGAAAAGAAGAGAGAGAAUGCUAAAAGAAAGUCAGAGGAUAGAGGGUUUUAUGAGAGGGAAAGGGAAAAGAAAAAGAAGAGACAUGCUGAUUUAAGGAGAAAUGAUAAAAUAACAGUCAGUCUGAAAAGUAAUUCAGAUGAGGUCGAUAUUGAAAAUGAGUAUGAUCCAGAGAAUGCUCCCAUGCUUGAAUUGCCACCAGAUCCUGAUGAUGGGGAUGUUCCCUACUCUCCCACAGGAACGCCUAUAAUGGAUGAUGAAGUUUAUACCAUCAACACCAGAACUUCUUUAUUAGAUGAACAAGCAUCUUUAAAGGAGUCACUUUCUAAACUUGAAAAAGUACCGAAGACUAAUACUGAGGCAACACCCAUUGAAUCAGAAAAGAUACAGUCUGUUGCACUAGCCAUUCUUCAGAACAUGAAACAUAUUGCAGCGCUGGGGGAAGUACAAGGAGUUAUACCCUCUUCAGCAGCAGAAUUACACCAAUUACUAUUAUCUGUAUCAUCUAUGAAAGGCUCAAAUAUUGAUGCCUUGUUAUCAGAGUUAACCAUAGCUAAAAAGUCAGGAGAGAGAACUAGUGGAAAACCUCCAGAGGUGACUCUUGAGACCAAGUUAACGACCAAAAAAUCAGUUCCAGUAGUUUCUUCACAAUCCAUCACUGCUACCACACCUACUGUAACUGUGUCUAGCACUCAAGCAUCAUCUACUUCUGUGACAAUGACAGUUUCAUCAAAUGCAGUAGCUGUUUUACCAAAGCCUCCAAGAGCAGUUUCUGGUAAAAUGGACAGCCCAGCUGAAACUGAUCAUGGCAAUUCAAAAACCAAAGCAACCUCUGUGGAAUCAAAAUCAAUAGCUCCCUCUUUAAGUGAUCAUUUUCAAGCAGCUCCAGUACCUGCCAAAAUUGCUCCUUUACCUGCCAAAACUGCCCCUUUACCUACCAAAGCUGCUCCUUUACCUGCCCAAGCUGCUUCACCCGUCAAAACUUCUGCUUUACCUGUCAAAACUUCUGCUUUACCUGUCAAAACUGCUGCUUUAUCACCCAAAGCUACUCCAAUACCUUCUCAGCCAGCCCCUGUACCACCACCAGUGUCAAAUGUUAGGCUUUCACCAGUUCCAGCCCCUGUUCCUCCACCCUCAGUAUCUUUUGUCCCCACCCCAGUGCCUCCCCCGAAAGGGUCAACUCCUAAACCAGUACCACCUCCCUCUAUACCAGUGUAUGUUCCCAAAGGUGCUAGUCUGUUUCCAGCUCCAGUACCACCACCACUACCAGUAGACCCUCCUCCUCCACCUCUACCACCACCUCCGCAAGAGAAUCCACCACCCCCUCCACCACCACCACCCCCACCACCCCAAGAAAACCCACCACUACCUCCAACUCCAUUAGGUGAACUGCCCCCACAAGUUCCUCAAUCAAGUGAACUUCCUCAGCAGAUUUCUCGAACGUCCUUAAGUGACUCGGCGUCAGAGCUGUCAUUGAGUGGUAUACCACCACUAACGCCUCUAAAACCCUUGAGUGAAGUUCCACCCCCACCACUACCCCCACCACCACCAACAGUAGCUCCACCAACCUCUCUGAAUAAACCACCACCACCAUUACCUCCACCAUCAUUGAAAGGUCCACCACCAUCAAUACCCUCGGGAACAUUGAAUGAGCUUCCACCUCCAUUACCCCCAGCUUCCAUGAAACCCCCAACAAUGUUACAUGAACCACCGCCACCCGUGCUGCCUGUAUCUUUGAAAGAACCACCUCCACCUAUACCACAGGCCUCUUUGAAUGAGCCACCACCACCAAUACCACCAGUAUCAAUGACUGAGCCACCCCCUAAUAUAACUACAGUGUCACUGAAUCAGCCUCCACCACCAUUACCUCCAGGUGAAAGAGCACAUUGUCCACCUUCUGCAUCUGGAGCACCUCCAUCCGUACUACCACCAUUCAAAUUGUUUCCUCCUCCAACUCAUCUGGGUAUAGGUCAGACAUCACAUAUUUCCACUAGAAUAAACAGUCCAUUCAUGGGUGCAUUAAAAAGUUCUGGCCCCACUCAUAUACCUGCUUUAAAGCCACCCCCACCACCACCUAGUCUCCCAAAGGGUAUAUCAGAGUUUAUUGCUGAAGUUCCUAUGGAGUUGGACUCUGACAGCGAAUAUGAAUAUGAACCGGGAAAAAGUGACUACAUUGAAAUUAAUCAAAGUGUGGAGGAGCUUCAGUCAAACAAUCAGUUUUCAUUGAAGAGUGUUGAAGAGGAACAGCAGUCUCCAGACAAAGAUGAUGCAAGCUUUUUAGCUGGAUUUGGUAUAAGUUUGGAAGAUACUAUGGUUGAAGAAGCCCCCAGUCUUUGUGAUGUUGUAGACGAUUUCUUUGUUCGUGGAGCAGGUCUGGAGAAAACCAUUUCAAAGCUAAUGGGUUCUUGUGUUGACAAUGACACAAGUCAUGAGAAAAAUGAGAAACCCUGUCCGAUGUCUGUUUCAUCAAGUCCCUUGCAUGCAUCUAGUGUUUCAGUGGUUUCUGUUGCUUCUUCAAAAGAAGAAAAAAAUGAGUGUGGUGCAGAAUUGGACUUGAAGGAAAAUAGAAAUAACCUUUUUAGUGAUGAAGAGCUAUUGGCUAUAGUGGAACAGACAGAAGAGGUGGUGGAUCUGGAGGUGGUCUUUGCAAAUGUCCAGAACGAUCCCAAAAGCAGGAGGAGAUUUCAUGGGGAUGAGUCAUCCAGUUACUAUCAGAAAACUACUUUGGCACAGUCGGUCAUCGACCAAUGCAAGGAUAUUCCUCUUGUUGGUUUACAAUAUGUGUUGGAGGUGAGGCCCCAUCCACAAGCUUCUUUGGAUGAAGUUUAUUAUAUCUGUUCAUUAUGUUCAAAGAAAAUGAAUGCUCACACACUGAUUGCUCACAUCAAAAGUGUACCACACAGGCUUAAAUUUUCGGAAAUUCAUUGCCGGGACAUAUUUUCCAAGUUUGGUACAUUUACUAUCAAACAAUGGACUGCAUCCUUAGUGAAAGAGUUUACAGACUCCCUCUUGGAUGUUGAAUCUAAAUUAGGCCGUCACAAAUUGGCUGUGGCUGCUGAGAGGGAUAUGUCCCAUGCCCUUGCAUCCUUGAAGAACAAAAUAGAAGAUAUGACCGAGUUGAGCUUAUCACAGAAGAAAAGAGAAAAGACCAAUUCCACUUCACAAAAGGCAAAAGGUCGGAAAGCUGGGAGCUCUGAUAUGACACUGGAUAAAGACAAGUCCAGCACCUCCAAGUCAUCCAGUGAUGGUGGUAAGAGAAGCAAUCGUUAUGGUGGCCAUUCAAGACGCAGUUCAAGAUCACAUUCACGAUCAUUGUCACCCAAGAGGAGGAGGUCACAUUCUCCAAGGAGGAGAUCAAGGGAUAGAAGCCCCAGACGUCUUCACUCUAAACCAAAAUCUAGGUCUAGUCGAUCACCUAAACGCAGACAAAACCGAUCAAGAAGCAGAUCUCCAAGACACAGAUCACCUAACAAGAGAAAGCCACGGCACAGUCCUCCAAGACGUAGAGAUGCUGCAGACGAACAAAGACGUUAUGCUGAAAAACGGCGGCUAGAAGAUUUCCGCGAUGCUGAAAGGCACUUAAGGACAAGGCACAAGGAGAUAGAGGAAGAACUCGAAAGAGUUCCAGAGUCUCAUCCUCAAUAUGGUGAAGAGUGGAGGAAGUUUUGGGAAAAUCGAUAUCAUGAGCUGGAGGCACAAGGAUUGGAUCCUUCCAGGCAUGAUUUUAAGAGUGAGUGGGCUCCCUUUUGGCAUAAGAGGAUGAAAGAAUUGCAUUUUAUCUCCUUCAGUGAAAAAAGGAAAGCUCUUCUUGAAAAGUUCAGUAUUAAGGACCCGGAUCCUUUUACUGAUAAUGACUCGAUACCUGUGAAUGGAGGUAGCAGAGACAAGGUUAGCCGCAUCGAUAGAUCCCCUAGUCCGUGGGAAGGGGAUAGUAAUAGUAGAAGUGGAAAGAAUCCUUCGCCCCCACCCCCAAGUACCAUUGGCAUGCAAGGAUCCGAAUUAUCGAGGUUGAAAAGUAAUGAAGUUAGUGAUUUGCCAAAGUAUGAGGAAGAAUAUUCUGUUAUAGGAACCUUGAAGCUUUUGAAAGAAUUAGAGGAUCAACUUGGGUCAUUUGGACCAGCUGUGUCGACUCUCCUUUCGAAAGCUGUUGCCGCCAAGGAAAAUGGAGGUGAUCCUUUAGAUCUUUUUAAAGAUCUUGACAAUUCUGUUUUGGUACGGUAUGCAAAAGAGAAAUUAGCAUCACAAAUAUCUGCUGGAAUAUUAGGAACACAUCAACUUUUGAAAACCGAAAUGGCAAUUGAGAGAGCUAUGUGGCUUCAGAUACAAGGGGAAAAAUUGACUGGCCGUGAUAAAUAUUUAGGUUUAGAUAUAAAUAAUAUUGCCAAGGCAACACUUGGCAUGGACACGGUCCAGAUAGCCCAGUAUAUAGCACACCAUUUGCUACAAGUUGGAAAGUCUAAUGCAAGUGAAGAAGACCUACAGAAUAUUCUCAUUGCUGUUUCAGCAAGCCAUACAAAAAUGUUAGCUGAUCAGUUACAGUUAAGUCAAAGUUCAACUGAGACUGAAAAUACAGUUAAAGAAACUAGUCAACCUCAGGCUGCUAAUGUUGAUGUACCAUCUGUAGUGUCAACACCUACUGCAAACUCUGUAACUGCCUCUGCUACCCAGCCACCAAGAACAGCCUUGUUAACUGCCCCCACUACCCAACCACCAAAAACAGCCAUGUUAACUGCUACUACCCAGCCACCAAAAACAGCCUUGUCAACUGCCCUUGCUACCCAGCCACCAAAAACAGCCUUGUUAACUACCCCGGGUACCCAGCCACCAAGAACAGCAUUGUUUCCCUCAGGUGUCCCAAGCAGUAGUGCUCCGAGUUCUGCUUCAUCAACUACGCCAGCUACUACCACACAAAACUCAACAAGCCAGGUUAGUAGGCCAGCUGGACUCAGCUUAUUACAAGCAGCGUAUGAGGAUGAUGGACCUAAAGAUAUGAAUAAGUUGUCCCUUGAUGAUUUGCAGGCAUUACUAGGAAAUUUCAGAUCACUAAACAGAGAAGAGCAGCAAGCCCUCACCACUUACCUAAAAAAGUUGGAGGCAACUGACAGUAAAAAAGUAACCCAACUACGGGAACGUAUGCAAAAGUGUGCGCGCAGUACGCCCAAGCCUUCUCCUGCACCUUCAAAUUCAGCUUCUUCCAAUCCAUCCCCAGCACGAAGUGUUGAAGGAAAGUCUGAUUCAGUGUUUUCACCGCCUUCAGCUGUACCCCCUCAGUAUGUUCCUCCAGCACCUGUUGCUGCAACAACUAGUGCUCCUAUAACUGUACAUCCACAACAUCGGCAACAAGAAAACCCAAGUCUUGUUUCAAGAACAUUCCACCCUGGAAGUGGCAUGGAGCGCUCUUCUCCUAGUGAUCCUUAUCUUAGGGUUAACCCUUCAUCUGAAGAAAACUUAACAAGAAGUUAUCCUAAACCAGAUAUCAGUGUAGAUCAGCAGGAAAGAGGUCGUAAUACUAAUGAAAGAGGAAUGCCCAACGAAAGAGGAAUGCCUAAUGAAAGAGGAAUGCCCAACGAAAGAGGAAUGCCUUCCAAUAGUGAUAACAUAGGAGUGCCAUCUGGUAUAGGUGAACUUCUUCAAGACUACCGUAAUAAAACCGCUCCACCAGCAUUACGGCCAGGUGAAGAAAAUAUCACUAGAGAUCUCUCUAGGAAUCCAAAUAUGCCACCAGGUCCACCAAGAUAUGGAAAUCCUGAUUUUCCAUCCAGGAACUCUUUUGAUAAUUAUGGUAGAGACCAUGAAAUGAGAGGUUCCUUUGAUGAUAGGGAAAGAAACAUGAGAGAAGGUUUUGACAAUAGAUCUUUUAAUGAUACAAGAGAGAAUGAUUAUAGAGGAAUACCAGAGCGUUUUGAGCAGGACAGAAGAGGGCCAUUAUUUGGCAGACCUGGGAUGAUGUUUGAUGGGGAAACUGGUAUGCAGGUUCCCUCUGGGAACAGGGAAACUGACAUCCCAAGGAAUCAAAUGAUGGAAAGAGAUGGUCUUGGAUUUCGGGGCCCAGAAGGUCCUCCACAUGGCUUUCCAAAUUCCAGGAUUAGAGAUAUUCCCGACAGGAUGUAUGAUGAUAAUAGACCCAUGCCACCUCAUAGGGAAACUGGACCUGGAGAUUAUCCUUCAAGAGAUUUUGAUCCUGGAAUGCGUGAUAUGAGAGGGCCAAUGAUGCAUGGGGAUCUUCCAAAUCGUAUGGAUAUGGGCAUGAAUAACCCCUUUGCAAGAGGGUCAAAUCAACAAGCACCCUUGGGCCAUGGUCCGCCAGUGUCUCGUAUGGGUGAUAAUAGAUUUGAUAGGACAGCUUUCUUAGGACAAGAAGAAUUUCAUACAAACACUUUUAGAAGUGGACCACCACUGGGCUCUCAAAAUAGAGGUCCUCCGCAAUUACCAUCUAGGGGCUUUAUGGACAACAGACCUCCUUAUCAGGAUCGGUGGUAGUGCAGUAAUAUAUUUGAAUAUUUUAUACGUGAAAAAAUCAUGGAAAGUUUGUGUACAGUGCAAGUCUACUGUGUUAAAUUGAAGACUUUGUUAAUAUUGUAUAGAUGUUUAAUGAGAAAAUUUAUUUGUUCAGUUUUCUACUCAUUGUACUGUAGUGAGUAUUUGUCAAUUUGAAAAGAAGACAUUGUUAUAUAUGCAAAGGUGUCUAUAAUUAUUUUUUUGUUGCUUGAUUUAUGACAUUUCCAAAAAAUAUUGAAACCAAAAUUAGAUUUUAUAUUUGCAGUACAGUAUAAAGAAUUGUGAAUAAAAUUUUGAAGACUUUUCACACUGAGAUGUAUUGUAUUACUGCAAUUUAUGUAUAUAUAGAACUUUCUUUCCAAUUCAAAAGGGCAUUGUAUAUUUCCUCUGAUUUUGUGUUAGUCCUAUUUUUAAUAAAAUUUAUAAAGAUG